AUGGCCAGGCCAGCGAAGCGGCACAAGGAACAGGACAAGUCCCGUGGACGAGGAGAAGGAGCGAGCGAUGCAGCCAAGCGCUCCGCAGUGACAAUCAUGUUCGGUGCGCGUGAUGAACAUGGCGACUGGAAUCGCUUGGUUCACCAAAUGCUGGUCGACUCAUCCGACCCAGAUAUUAUUGGCUAG
Molecule: messenger RNA, 186 nt
Organism: Penicillium samsonianum
Lineage: Eukaryota; Fungi; Ascomycota; Eurotiomycetes; Eurotiales; Aspergillaceae
Exons: 1
Coding region: 1-186 (61 amino acids)
Source: RefSeq, a predicted model, not a curated record